Molecule: messenger RNA, 1431 nt
Organism: Bipolaris zeicola 26-R-13
Lineage: Eukaryota; Fungi; Ascomycota; Dothideomycetes; Pleosporales; Pleosporaceae
Exons: 3
Coding region: 1-1431 (476 amino acids)
Molecular function (GO): chloride channel activity
Source: RefSeq, a predicted model, not a curated record
AUGACGGAGAAGGCUCAGAGCACGGCCAGUGUGUCCAAUGGCACCAAGGGAGAUUCUUCAAAACGGCCGCCGCUGAAAAAGCAAGACAGCGACAAGGACUUUGAUGAUUACUUUAUUGGCCCACGCGACCUCGAUCACCACUCGAAAUGGCCCGUCUUUCUCCGUGUUCACGGCAGUGUGACACCAGAAAUGGUGUUGCCUCUGUUGUUUGUGGGCGGUUGGGCCAGCAUGAUUACACUGAUAUCAAAAUUCGUGCAUGACCUCAGCGUCAACCAGCUCCUGCUCACUGUCCUCGGUUUCGUCGUCGGUCUCGCACUGAGCUUCCGAAGCUCCACAGCCUAUGAGCGCUACAACGACGGCCGCAAAUACUGGGCCCAACUCACCUUCGCAUCCCAGAAUCUCGCCCGCCUCAUCUGGAUUCACGUCGACGAGCGUCACGACAAGGACCCGGAGCUCGGCAAGCAAGACCUCCUGGCCAAAAUCAACUGCCUGAACCUCAUCGCCGCCUACGCCGUCGCACUCAAGCACAAGCUCCGCUUCGAGCCCUACGUGCACUACGACGACCUCCAGCACCUAGCCGGCCACCUCGACACCUUCGCCCGCGAAGCCGACCAGCCCGAUGUCAACAAGAAACCCAGCGUGCUCAAAACCGCCGGUAAAUUCCUGGGUCUCCCCAUGGCCGAAUCCAACCCGCGUAAACUCCUCAAGCGCUCGCGCGUGCCCCUCGGCAACCUCCCCCUCGAAAUCCUCAACUACCUCAGCAUCUACAUGAAAUCCAUCUAUGACAACGGCACCUUCAAAGUAUCAAUCUACCAGACACAGUCGCUAAAUGCAAUCACGACUUUCAACGACGUUCUCGCGGGCACAGAGCGCAUCCUGUCAACCCCCUUGCCCAUCGCCUACAGCAUUGCUAUCAGCCAAAUCACUUGGGUCUAUAUCUUGCUUCUCCCCUUCCAGCUGUACAAACUCCUCGGCUACAUCACCAUUCCCGCGAGCAUCUUCGCCGCAUACAUAAUCCUCGGUAUCGCGCUCAUCGGUCGCGAGAUUGAGAAUCCCUUCGGCGACGACGUGAAUGAUCUCCCGCUCGACGCGUUCUGUCUGCAGAUCAGAAAAGACAUUGAUAUCAUCAUGAGUAAGCCGGCCUCGAGUAUCGAGGAAGUGGUUAUGCAUCCGGAGAAUCAGCUCUUGUACCCGCUGAGUAAGCUGGGCAGUGCAGGGUGGGCGGCUAAGAGUGUGGAGGAAAUUAGGGAUGCGCUGGCGAGUAAGCCGGGCUUGCACUUUCCGUUGGUAGAGCAUGAUGAGCAUCCUAGACCUAGUCACUCGGGCGGUGCGGGGCUUCGUCGUCGCACGACGAAUGAGCGCCGUGCUGAGGAGGGUGAGGCGGGACAUAGUGUAUGCAGUAGCAAUGCAGGCGGUGAUGCUGGGGAUUAA